AUGUCUUUAGGAUAUAUCGAGGGUAUGUCCAGUUAAAACAUGAACAAAAGGUUUGAGUCUUCUGCAGUUAAAUCAUCUAUUGUUGCACUUUUUAACUUUGUUUUUCAGUUGUUGGUGCUAUAUAUCUCCCCCGUUUAUUAGCGAUAGUUUAGCCUCUCACGACCGAACACGUGUCACCCGAUUGGACAUUCCCAAAGGUUUUAUUUGUUAUUUAGAUUAUCCCUGUAAAAGCAUUCCCGAUGUCUAGCGUUUACCUUGGCAUAAUGGGGGGAUACGAAGAUAUUGCGGACAGCAUGGACACCCUAACUAAUUUGUGCAUUCUGUGCUCGUGGAUGCGAUGCGCCUGUUCACUGUCGUGCCUGUUCACAGAAUCACUUCAGAUUUUCGUGAGACAACGGAAAAGCGUCACAUAUAGGUAAUUAAAUGCAGAAUUAGGCGCUUUGAAAAAAACAUACUUUCUUGAAAAGUCUGGUUGACUGAGCUGCACACAGUCCCUAGCAGGAAAAAGAGCUCUGGACGAGCUCGCACAGAGUUCAUUUCACGAGAUAUGCGAACUAUUUUUGUGCUCUUAUGUGAUUGUUGGUCCCAGCCCGCGUUUUGUUCCAGGGCUGGUUAGGGCUUUUAUCGAAUGUCCCUGCUCACAAGUAGAUGCAUAGAAUCUGUUCUCGGGACAAGAUACGAGGGGUUUAAAGUCUUAAACUAUGGAGACGAGGAUCAUUUCAUGUAUCCCACAGUUUUCAUUAAUCCUGCGUGUUUGCAUGCAGUCACACCGCCUGUUUAUGCGUUUUCUGGGUCUCUCUUCUCUCCCUCCCUCCUUCCCUCCCUACCACACACACUCUCUCACACGUAAAAGAGGUCGUAGGAUAAUGUCAUCUAGUACAAGCCGAUUUUUCCCAAUCUUGGAGAGAGCGAGAGAUCAAAUUUUUCAUUUAAUAUCGAGUGCGUUUUUUAAUUUUUAUAAUCAGUGUCGAAUCUGGGGAUGGGCUCGUCCAAAUGGAAGUUCAAACCGAGAAACUUGCGUUCUUUAGCGACACGCCAACCGAAUAAGCUAUUGCACAGUCUGUGUUAAUGACGUUUAGUCCUUCAUUCUGUUUUCAACUGUUAGCUUCUGUUUUAUCCACCGGUGGGCUUUCGUUCUUCAGCCUUAUCUCACUACGUUAUAACUCAGUACGCAAAAACCUAAUAAAUAAGGGCUUGUUUUAUACACUGUUGAUAACUCUGAGACGACUCAUAACAAUCACACCUGUGGCUUUCUUACUACUGCCAUUUGCCACUCCGUUAUCAUCAGAUUUUGAGAAUUUGGCAGCAUUGUCUGGCUGUUGAUAGUUUGAAAAGGAAUCGUCUUUCAUAUGACCUUUAGAUUCUCGCGUAAAUGCAGAACUCUUAUUUACGUUUCUACGGGUGGUGGUAUAUUCAUCUGCUCCGUCGAACUUUUUAAAUAGAUAAGUACAUUUGAAAAGUCCGUCACUAAGUUUCUAGUUUCAAAACACACUUUUUCCACAGUACUUUCAUUUGGAUCAGUAUUUUACAGUGAAUAUCAUUUUGACAGAAGUUUAAGUCAACCGUCGAAAGUUGCGAAUCUCUCGUAAACUACUAGAAAGUUUUAUAAAACUUAAUGGAAACACCGGCUUCAUAAUCCGAAAGUUUACUAUCGUUUGUGUUGCAAAUUUAUUUCAAAUCUAUAUUCUACGUAGUACUAUUACCCCAGGCUUACAUAUCUUUCGCUAUUCCUCGAAUGUUUGAAUAUCUCGAUGCUUUCUAACGCAAGUCACAUAGCACUGCAUCAUGCAUACCAUGGAUGUUAUUGUGAAUCGGAGGGCACUGAACAUCAUGGCGCAUUUGCCUUAGAUAUGUCGUAUGAUUUAUAGUCCAAGUACUUACAUAGUGUUUCCACAUCAUCUCUCACUUGUACUUGCGUGAAUUCUCAAGUCCUCGAUCUUAACUUUUUUUCGCCUGUCACCAUGUCCACACGCAGUCCAUUACAUUAUCAGCCUGACUGGUGACUAAAAUACAAAGGUAAUUUUCAUGUUUUUACAAAAUGAGGUGAGCUUCAAUGAGUUUUCAAUAUUCAAAUAAAAGAAGAAGCCUUUUUUGUGAGAGUAAUACCCACAGCAGUUUGUUUUGAAAGUUAGAGGGAUUUGUUAUAACUGGAACAAAACCUAGCGGUCGAUAUCUUGAAUGAUUGGAAUCAAUUUUAACCUAUCGUCUGAAAAACCGUCUUGUCAGAAAAUUAAUGUAGCAAGCUCUCUAUUUAGUUGGCAAUAUGGUGGGGUUCUAUCGUCUUUCUGUUCUCUGGGUGUCUCUUAUUUAUUUCUAACUCUUUGACGUGGACGUAAGCCACUGUGGAUUCGCUAUAUAUUGCCGGAGCCCAUUAGCUAAGUCUCUCCUGCUCGCAAACGCUUACUCAUACGCAUAUCUGAAAAGACGGUUUUUACUUUUUUAGUUUUCUUUGACCUUUUUUUCGUUGUUGGUAUCCGCGGAGACCGAUUUUAGUACAUUAAAUCCGAAAGCAGUCCACUUGAUAGAACUCAUGUUGUUUCUCGAACGUUAAUGGACUAAACGGUCAAUAACUCGUAGAAGUUACUGGCUUUCAAAUAAAGUCACCCCUUCCGGUCAGCAUCUUACCCGCAAGUUUUCUGUUUAAACGUCCCGAGUGCUGUAAACCAUUUUUCCAAGUAUCUGUUGAUCGGGAAACCUAACGGGAUUGGCCAGAAAGUCUUCAAUACUCUUAAUAAACGAAGAGCUUUCGUAAUAUGAGAUCUCUUUCAUUUUGCGAACAAAUCCGUAGAGGUCUUGUUGUAAGCGAGCUGUCUUAUGAAAUGCCGGGUCAGCAGCAUAACUGUAUACAGACAUAUAUACGGAGCGCAAUUUUGCCAGACGCUGACAAGACCUACUUUCUUCCUAUUUUCCCCCUUUUAUUACCUGUUCCUAGCAGUAGCAAAACUGCGGAAGCUGACGAGUACCUGCUUUUAGAAAUGGCCAUAAUAUCAUCUAUGGCAUAACAUGACGUACUAGUUCAAGGCUACCCUAUUACAACUGAAUUACCUAAAUUUCUUUCCGGAAGAACAUUUUGAAUAAAAUGGGGACAGUUUCAGAAAGUGAAAACGGCGAUUGCUGGUGCACAUUUGUCGAGAUGGGGCUUCUGGCUGUCACAUUUAAUUCGAGGCGCCCCCCGUAAACUCCAGACGUUUCGCCUGAAUUUAUUUAUUCAUGGCUUUUGCGUUUACGCCAUGCUUGCAAGGGCAUUGCAGUGGAAAAAUAUCAAGAGACUGGCAUCGAUGAAAGCAAUCUUGCAUAAGUACUAUUGAACAUCUUAGAUUUCCUCAUCUCUCUCAGCAACAUCUGAGUCUUCUUUUGCAGAACUCUGCAACAACAGGCAAAUUUUUAUAGUUCUCCUGAAGGAGAGUUUGUGCAGCUCAAAAGACCAUGUCCGCGUUGUUACCGGCCAAACCCACUUAACUGGCUGUAAACAUUUGCCGACAAACGGACGAUCAGAUAGAGUGAAACUGCCUAGUAAUUUCAGCGGGAUUGGGUUUUCAGGUUGUUAAAAUUCUUUGGCGGUUUGACAUUCAGAAGCGCCUUGUAGCCUCCCUGUUGUAGUCUGCAUUGUACUCAUUACUGCCCUUUUUCUAUUUAUCGACGGCCGGUUUACCUUUUCCAGUUGUCAUUAAGAAAGUUGUUUUACCUAAGGCACUAGGCGCAAAUCUUUUGCCUUCUACAGAAGAAGGCAAAUCUACUUACAGGACACAUAUUUUUAUGAAUUUUUCAGCGGAGCGUAAAACCGAAAAUUCCCCUGGAACAAAUCCCGUAAACAAUAAAUAAGCUAGUCCGACCGUGUCGACAAACACCUGAAUAGGAGUAUUCCACAGUUUUUCUGAAGAAAACCUGGGGUUUAACGUCUUCGAGGAAAACACUGACCUUUAAAGUUCCGGUAGCUUCUGUUUCGUGGCUCGACUGACGAAAUAUACCAAUUAUCGUUUCUCAUGCUUGUAAAAACUGUUAUUUCUCGACGUCUACUCAUAUGUAGGCCUUGGAAUCUUAAAACACAGUAUUUUGGCGAGAUGCAUAUUGUAGCCGUAGAAAACGCAAACGUAUAAACUUUUAUUAGGUAUUGGUUACUGUUUAGUGAUGUUCUUUAAUUCGCCUUAGCAGAAACAUGGUUGAGAUGGGUGAAAAUACGAGCUUUGGGAGGCACUUGAGAUGCAAAAGACUUGGUUGUUUGAACAACAAUUUUCCAACACCUAUUUUGACUAUUUUUGUUUGUUUGUAUGGUUUUUAUACCUAAGCUGCUGUAUAAUUAUGUAACGAAAAAUUUCCAGUUAACCCAAGUUAACAUUUCUCAAGCCAAUUAACUAGUUUAAACAAGUUGCAGGUGACAAAGUGAGACAACUUCAGAUUCGAAUCGAAAAUUUCCCUCAAAUUGGCGUUUGAGAAUAGACAGGCACUGGGCUCAGCAAUGUCUGGUAAGGUUGCAAGGGGAAAUUAAGAAGUUUGUUGAUAAAACACCAAAAAACAAUUCUUAUAUUAAAAAAGAGAGCAGUUCCUACUGACCGUUAUAUUCAAGACUGGGUAUAGAGCAGUCCUUUGCACAUUGUGCUGGCACCUUUCUUCGGCAACGGAAAUAUGCCUAACGAUCGUCUAUUCUCAAAAGAGAUCUCAUCCUUAGGAAGGAAUAUGUCACAUUACCAUACUUAAGACAAGCUAAGGCAUAGGGGAGAUUGCCCUUUUGUCCACCCUAUAUUGAGUUCCUGGCGGUGAAGGUUACGAAAAUGUGCUCCCCCUAUAACGUCAUCAGAGUUUUGCAAAAACGUUGAUGACGAUAAUACUUCCUCUCUUUAUAUAUUGUCUCAGCUGUUUCAGGUAUUAACGUUGGUUGUCCUAUUUUAACUUAAGUGUUCGUCCCUAUUGCGGCAGUAAUUGUCCAUUUAAAAUGUUUUGGGGGUAUAGAGAAUCGGCGGAUCAACUCUGUCAGUCCAGGAGUUUGGGACGGCUGUAACACUUUUAGGUUGGCUUGGAAGGUGGGGAUGGCGGACAGUAGACUGUUGUAAGAUUCAUUUUUACCAGCGUCGUCGUACGCGAGUUUUUGGUCGGCAACUGGAGUCAACAUGUCGUCGACUUAAAUAUGAGCGAUCUGAAAAAAAGAAAACCUCACCAAGUCAUCACUACAUCAGCCCCAUGACUGAAUGGAGCGUAAAAUUAAGCUGAUGAAGGCCUACACGGAUUUAAAUUUGUUAACACUAAUUGACAAAAUCCAAUCUGAGGGUUUCCGUUUUCCGAACCCUUCUGCAAACUCAGUAGCCUGCUGUCCGUGUUCCUGAGCGAGAGAUCAGGGAGCAGACCAUAUGUAGCACUCGUGAACGGGCUGUUGACCUUUUUCAGCGAUUGCGUCCGCAACCAUAUACAGUUCUUUUGGAAUUUAUUUUGGCCUCGAGAGACGGUGAGCAUGGAUAUAGUGGGAGAGACUGAUGCUGCGCAAACCAGUCUUGUUGUGAACACAUUCAGGUGAAAACCACCGCUGCACCUUAUCCUGCAUGGUGUAGCCCUCAUCGAUCGCGAUGGGCGAACUACAACAUUGUGUGCAUGCUUCAAAUGAAUGGGAGAAGUCGAUUUCGCAUCGGAUUUCGGACUAACACGUGACCAGUCGUCUAGCCUUGUCCUGCCAUUGGAGUAUGUUAGUUACGAAGGGGGUGGGCGAUGUCUGUAUUUUUCAGGAAACCACACCCUCGUUUACGUCAAUUUUAAAGGACAAAAAAUGCUUCAAUGAUCGGGGUUAUUCUGUCCAGCGAGCGGGUUGUUUCGCCCUAACAGAAGCAAUUUAGUUGGAUCCUGUGGACGCUCUAGUACUUGAUAUGUCGUAAGUUGUCAGGAUUGUUUAAAGUAGAGGUUCUAGGCGUAGCAAGCAAAUUGAGGGGAUCCUAUUCAUAAUCGUCAAGAAGGCACACUUGCGCAACUUUGCCGCUUCUCACUCACGCUGUCUAAGUGCGCAUGAGGUCACAUGCGCGUACGCACCUGAUGACCGCCAGACAGGCGUGCAACAACUGCAAAACUGCUUCCCGCGGGCUGAAACCAGUGAGCAGAUACGAUGACUCAAGCGUCGUUGGUCUCGUCUGUAGGCCUGAUAUUUCACAGGCUGCGAGAAGGCGGUUAAAGUAACGGCGACGGAGUCACAGUAACUGGGGCCAUAUGUCUCACGCGGUCCAAAAGUAUGUUACCGCCAUCGUCUCCGUGGAUUAGAAGCAUGUCCCUGAAGUUACGGUGCUAGCUGAAGACCACGGAAUACCGGAGGAGCAUUGGUUCGCUCAAGUCCUCUGUGAGGAUCGAAAAAGGUAAUUGCUUGGUGACAUCACGGAGAAGAAAGGCGCGUUCCUACUUGGAUACAGUUGCAUUCAGUUUUCAUUUGUACAGCCCAGUACCCGGCUGAAUAUCUAGUGCGAUAUGUAUCUGUGCGUGGCCUUUUUAUUUCACAGCAUGUACGGAUAGCAUUUUGACAUUUUACGCCUUCCAUCCCGAAAUAAAAAAAACAUGUGUAUAUAGUUCGUUAAAGAAGACCGCUUUCGGAGAAAACGUGUGUGAACUAUUGAAAUCCGACCGGAUAAAAUUAGCCAAAAUGUAUAGUUAACCGUCACAGUAUAAGCUUGAUGAAAAUCUGUCGUAGAGGUUGUUUUGGAACUUGGAAAACUCAUUAGAGAAAUCUAGAAAAACCCGAAAAAGUCACGAACCAUAUCCAUAAUCUUCCUCAGCACUUAAUAGUUUCACAUAAACGACACUUUAAAAACUGAAGCAUGAUAUAAGAGGGGCGGGCUCUGCAGACGCCGGUAUUAACAUGAAACUGCUCGCCUUCCUCGCCCAGUACCAAAGUUUGCGUCCGGCUAACUUGUUACUGUGCGUGGCCUGGCUUCCACGAUGAGCGUUGUAUCAACGCCAGUGAAGAAUGGUUGCAAGUAGCUUCCCAACAGUGUCGAUCAUGCUGGCGAAUCCUGAGUUCUGUUCGCCUCUAUGAGGACUCUUUCCGGUUUGACUCUGUUUGCUGCUCCGUUCUCACUUCCGAUACUCCUCUUUUUCCGAGACGCUGGGUUAUUUCCCAGUUUUCAGCAGCAGUAGCCGGUGCACAGCGCUACUCCGUGGAAGUAAACAGUUAGAAUGGGUGCUCAGGCCAGCUACUUCAUUUUCUAAUAAAAAGUAGUGUCAUAACUUUGUUGUUUUGACCAUCUUACGGUAUUUCCUCAAGUAUAUGGGGCGGAAUUCCUCUCCUUCCACAUCAUGUAUUACUACUUAUACAAUCUUGAGCUGCUUAUAGAUGUACACGUUUAAUCUUUUCCGACUUCAAAAUGUCAACACGUGAAAUUUUAUAGAGCAUUCCUCUGAAUGCCUUGUCUUCUCCCCAACAUAUUGACAUAAAAGCGUCGACAAUAGUGUCAAACGUGAUCAAGAAGUAGGAAACAUGGACUGAUCCUUCCUGAUUAAAUACUUUGCCAACUACUGUUGACCGACAGGAACCGAUGCGAUGUGAAUGAUUUUACCCAUGAAGGAGCUGCUUCCAUCAUAUCUGCUCCGACCGACUUAUUUGGAGUGCUGCAAGUCUGCACCCGAGGCUGUUUCAAAUGUCACAGCAAGACACAACGCUCUACUAGGCAGAUUUUUUAAUCAUUGUUUUAAAGAUGAGGCUGUUUUGCUCCUAAAAUAUGCCAUUGUGGCAUUUCAGCUUCGCAGACAAACAAAUCGGAAGGAGUUAAGGGCGUAAAUGGGCCUAUUUUUUCUCCAAACUAAACCUACAAAUCGGCAUGUUCUUUCAGGUUACUGGUUACCUGCAAUAGUCCCCCUGGACACUGACCAAUUCAGAGUUUGUUGCUCUCCAGUGUAGAAGAGCCAAUAAUGCAUCGAUAACCAUUUCUCACCAAUUUGACUAAACCUCUCAUGUGUACCUCUCCCCUUCCGUUCCGUAUGCGUACCUUAACAAGUAACGAUCCCAGGUAGUUUAGGCGAUCGUUAAACUUCGGUUGUAAGACAAUGCCUUUGAAUUUUAGUCACCGUCAUUAGUACUAUUAUUAUCUUCAUUACCAUGACAACGGCCAUGUUGGUGCUACUUGCGAUUUUGAUAAUACAAAAACCCCGACUGUUGUUUGUUUGCCAGUAACGUACAUUACCUCAGAAAAAUCGCUACAAUAGGGUGGCCAAUCUCACUGAAACUAGUGCAACGUGCUCGAAGUCGGUUUAGCGCAGCUCCCACAGAUUUCGGACUCACUUAUUCGGAAACUUGGAGAGCUGAUCAUAAUGUGUGGCCCCCGGGCACUUGCUGGCUUACUUGUUUGUACUUGUGUUGACUAACACCAGCGCUGAUUUAACCGACUUCAGAGUCCACGAAAUCCUGAACCGUUGUCUACUACACGUUCUGUUCCAAAAGACCAUCCGGGUCGGCAUGCUGUCUAUAUCUGACUUUAACGCAUCUGUCCACUCUCAUAGCUCGUGGCCAUGAGGACGGUGUCAGCUUGGAACGCUGACGCCGCAGAUGAACUGGCUUUCAGUCUGCAAAAUGCAGGAACCAAUGAACUGAGAUGGUGACCGUUAAUUGCAUCACCAGAGGGAAUUGCCAUUAAUGGACAGUGAAGCUUCACAUUCGUGAGGUUUUCCAUGAGUCGCAAUCGUAGUAUUCUCCGGAGGCAUCGUCCGCCAAGUGUCUCGAUCUUCCACCGGUCCGCAAAGUGCAUAAGUCACGCUUCGCAACCGUAAAUUAGAACGGAGUUUCCGCAAGCACUUUCGGAGUUGGCGGGAAGUUUUGCACACGAGGUGCACGUGACGGGCAAUAUUCUCCUGUCAAUGCCCCCACGGUGACACAGAAGAACCGAGACAGACAAAAUAUUCUGCCGUCUCGACGGGAGGGGAGGCACUGUCUACGAUGUGAAUCCAUUUGGCAUCACUUUAGAUCCCUCAGCACCCAACUUCUGGCCUAGAUGCCGAUCUGAUGGCUCAACAGGCGUUCGGCGUCCGUUUUUCUGGCAAAGUCCUAACAGUUGGACAAGUACGGUCUGUAAAAAACACUCGAAUGAGAGACAUCUUUGUAAUUCAGAAGACGAAAAAACCGACGCUUGUCAAUAACCACGAAACCAAACCAUCAGCGCAAAUUUUCUUUAGUUUAAAUGAAUUUCUCCUCCCAAAACCUGCCAAAACAUCAGACUUCAGAAAAAUGUCGAAAGUGGAGUCAGAAGUGGAAUGAAGACUGAGCAUUAAGCCAAUUCUUCGAUCAACUUGUUGGUUACUCCUCCUGGUAUCUACAUGUAUCACGUUUCGCCAGAACUUUAUUAUCCGAUCCUCGUAUUCACAACAAUGUCAGACCGAGACCUGUGCCAUAGAGACUCGAGAAAAUGUAGUGUCGGCUCAUCCCUCACUAAUCGGUUAAAUCGAUAUCAAUCAGUCUAAUCAAAAAUACUACCAAAGGUCCGUCGCUGUUAGUCUAUCCGGUUUUUACAUGAGUGCUUCUCAGGGGCCCCAAAUAUGGACAAGAAGCCGUGGUGCGACGAGUUGUCCCCCUCACCGAGUCCCCUUCUCUCCGGUGGAGACCGUCAAAAGCCAUGGCUUGAUUGCCUAAAUUCGUUUGUCCUUGUUUUCCCGACUGUGAGAAUAGUCAUUGCGAGAGAUAGCGCGAGCGCUUAAAAAAGAUGUGGCGCUGUCUCUACUACUACUACUACUACUACUACUACUACUACUACUACUACUACUACUACUACUACUACUACUACUACUACUACUACUACUACUACUACUACUACUACUACUACUACUACUACUACUACUACUACUACUAAACUACUACUACUACUACUACUACUACUACUACUAUUACUACUACUACUACUACUACUACUACUACUACUACUUCUAUUACUGAGUGUUGAGAGGAGAACUAACAACCCAUUCCUAUCUGUUUUCCUCCCCCCUCGGCUAUCAAAAGAUCCCAACGAGAAGGACGGUCUCUAUCCCAAACUGUCACCUGUGUCACCCUCAGCGCCGCCGUAUGCACCGCCCACCGACAGUCGUGAAAGCCUCGCUGAGGAACUUCAUAAGGUUGGUGGUCGUGUUCACUUUGCUGUUGCUGUGUGUUAUUUAAAAACUGCGGCCCCUAUCCUGCACUUCUUCCCCACGACCCGUUCAAGCUGUCUUGAAAUGACUGUGAUGUUUUUCGGAUUUAUUUAUACAAUAAUACCCACGUGCAUUCAGCUCAGACACCCAAAUCUUCGGUGUUUACGGCCACGAUUGCGUAAACACAUCUGUAAUAUCUCUGAUUGCUACUUUCUGGGAAGCCUCGUAUUUUUCCGCAGCCUUUUGUUUUCUGCUGCGUCCGGUUUUAGCGCAAGCCAUGUACACUGUAGCGACCGACGACCUAGAGGUUGGCACAAACGCGGAUAUUAGGCACCUGCUGUCGAUUUCCCAUUCGUAAGAAUACUGAACAGGUUUGGUAGGCAACACGUCGAACACACAUGCCGAGACCAAAAGGAGAAGUGUAAACAUGAGAAGACUAUUUUCAGACACUAAUUGAGUAAACGGUUAAUAAGGAUACCAUGUUAAAUAGAACAGGGGUUUACAUGCACUACAGUCUCCUCUGGAGUGGGGGGAGUGGAUUGUUGUGUCUGCUAGAACCACCGGUGGGGAGUGCAGCGUGCCCCCCGAACGGGCCACCUGUAAGAUGCGCUGGACCAACAUGGGGGCCACAUCGGAUUAUGGCAGGCGUUAUCUUUGAGCAAUAACAAAUGCCAACACCUAGGACCGGCGCUGGCAGACCCUGUUUUCGGCAGUCGUUGCACACACUGGAACCACUGCCACACCCUCCAUUGUUUUGGCGGUCAAAAUCCUGGUCAUUUGUUGUGUGGAGCGCCAAGGUGCGGAUCUGUCAAAGCCAUCCACCUGUGGUCUCCCUCAUUUCCGGUCUUCUUGGCUCUGUCUUGACACCGGGCUCAGGUGGAGGAGGAGGAGAGAGUGUGGUAGAUGCAGCGUAAGUAUACUGGCACUAUAAACUCCCGCGCAAGUCACCGUCCCUGCUCCCACCACCUGCCCUGAGGCAUACGGUGGACACCGUCGAAAUCGACGGUCGAACUCUUGGGGAGUGCAGCGCUGGAGGCAACUGUGAGAGAGGGACGUGGGAAAGAAUAUAAGACGAACCCAACCGACGAUACCUUCAGCGACUGAGAAUGGAAAGAGCACCGGCGUCUUCACUGACACUUCAUCAUACUGUCACCAUCCUAGGUUCGCGCCUCUCUGUCUCCUUCACUCAGUCAAACAACCUGUUCGGGCCGUGGUGCGUUACAUGCAACUUGAUGAAAAACGCGCAGAUCGCAUGACAAACUUCCGAAUUGAGACGUUUUUUGACAGUGAUGCGUCGCAACAACACUGUGCUACAUAUCUUUUGUCCUUCCUAGCGCAGAAACAGGUAGCAACGUCAGGCAUAGUGCGCGCCAAAAUGUACGAAUCACCGAUCAUAGCCCUCAAAGGCGUCAUCAAGUAGGUAGCUAGUGAUUGAGGAAGGAUCGAAAUAACAGAAAAGCGUGGAGAGGAUCUCCAGAUACAGUGGCUUGUCAUCCGGACUCUUCCCAGUCACUUGUGCCGAGCCCAGUUCAAAGUUGAGGACGGACAAAAUACCUCCGUACUUCGGAUGACCAUGUCCUGAAUUUUCGCGGUAUUAGCUAAUACCUGUGUUGUUAGCACGGCAAAUAAUUGCACAAUUAUAUACUACUGGCUGCCUUUUGGCGGUUUGUGAAUUUCACGCGGUUAUUCCGCGUUAAAAGAUGGAUUUCAGUUCGAAUAUUCACAUCAGAUUUCAAACCGUGCCUGAGAAGGUCUGUUUUGAAAGAUUUACUCCACGUUCGCGCAUUGAUUUCCUCGGAAAUUAAAUUAAACAAGGAAAGUUGAAACUGGAGUUCAUGCACCAGAAAACACGCAAGAAAGCUGGGAGAACCACUGACGAGCCUAACCCCUCGCAGCUGCGUCAGGCAGCGGCACACGAUCGGCAAAACACGCAUGUCUGGGCUUUUAACUAAUACUUGUGUUGUUAGUUCGAUAAAUAAUUACACAAGGAUCGAAAUAACAAAAAAGCUUGGAAUGGACCUUCAGAUACAGCGGCUUUCCAUCUGGACUCUUCCCAGCCACUUGUGCUGAGCCCAGUUCACGGUUGAGGACGGAAUAUAGACUUCGGUAUUUCGGGUGAUCUUGCCCUAAAUCCUCGCCGGGGGUUAGGUUUGGGGUUAGUGUUAGGGUACAUAUUAGGCCUAGGGCUGAAGUUAGAACAGGAGAAUAGGAACUCGCCUGGGUUUUAGCGCGAGGCCAGCUGUGGUGCUGGGGGAGGGGAGGGAGGGGGGACGGGUUGUCCACAUUACCGCAGCCGACCCAAUCCCAAAUCUCCACAUUGUAAGUGACGUGUGUUUUUCCGCUAUUUGGGCGGGAUAGGGUUGACGUGCUGGUUUGCAUCGAAUGGGUGUGCAGCACCGACUUCGUUCUUCUCCCGAGCCCCUUCGGAUUCCAGUGGUUAAAUUGACCAGUUUGGAUCCUCACUCGCAGAUACGCCCACUCGCACACUGCCACUGUCCGUGCAAAUAGGCGCCCGCGAAUUUGAGGAUGACAGUAGCACCGUUCACUGCUGCUCAAAUGACUGGGCUCAGCAAUGAUGACUUGCGCGCGAAUUUGUUUGAAUUAAGAUAGACUUGCACAGCGCCUGUCGUGCUCUCUCCCCUCUUGCCCCUCUGGCUGUAAUGGCAAGGGAGUGGAAAGACGGGCCGUCAUUGGUGGAGACUAAAUUGAGAGGGGAGCCAUUGCAGCUUGACUUUUAGUCCUGAAAAGGGCUAAGUUACCACGUCAUUUGGCAUCCUUGCAAGCCUGGAGUCUUAACGCAUCCCUGGCUGUUCGAGUGCGUCCGUGUGUCAGUGUGCCGUGUUGACCUCGGUCAUUCUUCCCGUUCCCACGCAUCGAUCGGCUGUCCGGGUCUGUCAACCGACUGGUGAUAGGGUUGGGCGCAGUGGCAUACAGAGUUAAGCCACAACCGUCUCCGCGUGUCACACACACACACACACACACCACCUCGUCCCCACCAAAUAACAUACAUUUCACUAUCCCAAAGAGGACACUGUAGUGUCUUUUGGAUGGCUCGUUUUACAUCGAGGCCAUGCAGCCACCUUGGCAAGACAGAUUCAAGCUGCCUAGAGAUGGGCGUUAAUGCAGUGGUUGAGGAGUCAGGAUUAGGAUCUACGCCUACCGCAUACUACUCAAACCUUAACUACCCACGCACCCAAGUUUUCAUGGGAGGUUUCGGAUUUUGGAGGACGGAGAGGUGCUAUAGGCAGCACAGCAAGAAGGCGCCACUGCAACCCGACGAGGAAGAGCGAGUUAAUUCGUCGAUUGAAAACCCUUACAAUCACAAUUUUUGGCGCCCCCUAAUGAUCUAAAUCACGUCGGAUUUGCUGUUAUUAAGAAAUUAAGUGCUGGAUCCGUGUUGAUUCGGCUUUACCUCUCCCAUACCGCCGGGGAAGCCUGGGUUGCGUCCACUAUAGGGGUGAAAUCAAACGGAAUGCUUGAAGUGGUGCAAAAUUUCCCGGUCUUGUCAGUUAUUUACAGCACGGAUAAUUUAAGCGACAGGAAGGUGCAGGCGGGCACGACACCUCGCCACUUCAACGCCAUCUCUGACAGUCAGUACUUGCAGAGUGUGAGUGCCGUAGGCGAGUAAACGAGAAUGCCUUUCUUGCUCUCUCUCCCCCUCUCCCCCUCCGUGUGUGCGUGUACACCCGCGUUCGAGGGUGAUUUGGCACCACAGUUUGACAGUCACACAGUCCUUGCCUGCGCACGUGAACCGGUGUGCAUACUCUUUGUUGUCGGCUAGAAGCUGACGCGCGAGGCUCAGCCUGUCUUCGACUGGGUCUUCCCCCUCGCGGCUGAAUGCAGACAGCGGGCGAGGGCAAGGAGUGAAUAUGUAAGCCCAUUGGGAACAUAGAGCAUAGGGCUGUUAGUACUAAUUUUAUCAAUAGGGCAGGUGGACGGAAACUGAAACCCUAGCAUAGUAUACCUGCCAAAAUCCAAUAAGUAGGCAUGUUGUAGUAAUAUAACCAUGGGCCUACAUAUUCAGUCAUUAUCCAGGCGGGUCGCCUCACCCUACUUCCUCCGCCCAGUCCCUAUCAGUGUGUUUACCCCAAUCCCGUAUGCAUUUACUGCGGUUUCCGCACAAUAUAUGCAUCUGCGCUGUCCUCGGCCUUAAUGUGUGUGCGAUCUCUCCGUAUCCUGUGCCCUCUCCCCCUCUGUUUUCAAGCGUGGUUUGUGGGGUGGAUCCAUGGUAGGGCAUUUGAAACAAGGCAGAGGGUGUAGAUAUUCGUCAAUGAAAUAACUCAGUCGAAAAGUUUUUCAAGAGAUGACUUGUUGAGGAAGGUUGGGCGUUUGAUUAGGAGCAUACGCGUUCAUUGUGGAACACCAUUUUCUUCGUCGAUCAGGUUUCAUCUUUUGGGUGAAUUCACAUUUACAGCCCAGUUCGCCGUCUGCGAUGGGGGAAGCGCGUUCGCUGACUAGGUUACGGGAGGCCUCUGAUACCUUUCUACAUCCGAGUACCGAAAGAGACAGGGAAGACUUAGAUGGCCAUUUCUGGCUUACUAACUAUCGUUCAGUAAUAGCGAAAAGGCUAGUCCCAGGAAGCAGUCGCUGGAACAAGGGCAUUAUUUGCUCGAUGUUUCGGAUUUGCAUUCGAGUCCAUCGUCAGAGGCAGAAUCAGAUAAGGUUGGUGUGCCAACUAGGUGCUGCAGUAUUUAUAGGAUGCAGUUACUAUGUCGCGGCAUGUCUACUAAAGUUGGCAGCUUUCGAGCUCAUCGUAGAUAUUUGCACCGAUGUGUUGUCCUACGUAGUUACUAUGCGCCUGCAUGCCUGCAGCGUGCAUUUGCAGGCAUGUGGGCUCAUUGAAACUGCAUCCUAUAGAUACUGUAAGACUUGUGCAAUUCAUUAUCCUUAUCUGAUUCUGUUUUUGAUGACCAGAUUCAAGCGAGAAUCCGAAACGUCGGGCGACUAAGGCCCUUGCUCCAGCGACCGUGUCUCUUUAUUCGCGACUACUUCCUGGGACUGGACUUUUCGUUAUUACUGAAUUAUGGCCAGCAAGCUCCAGUGAGAAUCCGACACGUUAGACAUAUAACAUUCUUGUUUCAGCGAUCGUGUCACUUCUUCUUCGCGAUCGUUCAGUAGAUCAUUGGGCUUUUCAACAGCAGAAUAAACCCUUGUUUCGUGCAUUAAAUGUGAAGGAGACGUACUUUGGUAAAAAAAUGAAUUCCAGCCUUUUCCGAAUCGAAUUAUUGACUUCAGCUAAACGGAAUUGGGUAGCCGCAUCAUGGUUUAGGACAUACUGUACGGACGGUGAUCUUUACCAAAGUCGCUUCAGGCAGUACCCGCGUAGUGCACAUCAAUAAUCACCGCUUUUGACAUCAAUGCUUCCGCUCAGACGGUCUUCAGUACUGAAAACGCGACCAAUAGGAACUUUGCAAACUGCCGCUUCCCUGUGGCCACGUCUGUCUGAAGUCCCACUUAAAUUAGACGGGUAGCCCUGCUAAUGAAGCCGGCCAAUACCGCCCCCCCGUCCAGAAAGUCCUGUACGAGUCGGGCACAGCAUUCCGGUUACUUCUUUUUUUAACUUAGAAUUUUGUGUCAACACGUACCCAGCCUAAGACGACGGCAGAUUCUGGGUCCUAUCUCUCUGCGGAUGUUUAUGAUUCUGGUGUCAGCGUUCCACCAUGUAUGUCCUAAUGAAUACCACUGUAAGUUGUGUCCGAAAAUCGACAGCCCUCUUGGUCAAUCUAGUUAGCAGCAGCAGCAGCAGCAGCAGCAGCAGCAGCAGCAGCAGCAGCAGCAGCAGCAGCAGCAGCAGCAGCAGCAGCAGCAGCAGCAGCAGCAGCAGCAGCAGCAGCAGCAGCAGCAGCAGCAGCAGCAGCAGCAGCAGCAGCAGCAGCAGCAGCAGCAGCAGGAUUAGAGUCCCCUGACCCGGUCGAAGCCUUCUAACUGCCGUUGAUACCGGUUCAUCGUCAACUUCGAAAUGAGGCGGUGUAUUUGGGAUGUUUAGGAAGUCUGUACCGAAGCAUGAUCCCAGCCCACCUGAUAUAGAACUAGACGCAUACAUACCUAAAAAUAACUCGUCAGGUAUGCUUGCCUUACGAGCUAUCACAAAGUCCCGGGUUGUCCUCUCUGUCUUCCACUACCUCUUGAAAUACUGCUUUAAUUCAGUAAGGAACAUAGCGACUGCGUCGUAGGAUCCUUGCUUAGGAAAGGCCAUUUGUUUAAACACGCUGCACAAAAUAAACCUUCUACCUAUCAGUAUUUCCAAUUUUUAAUUUGUUUCGCGCUUUUGCCCAUCCAGGAGACAUUUUUUACCGCAAUUCUUGGCUAAUUCCUGUUCAAAAGUACGGCCCUGUCGUGCCUGUACCUGAUUUAGUUACAUGCUUCACAUGUAAAUCCUGGCCCCCGCGAUAAAGGCACUUAGGGGCUAACUUCUGUUGCUGUUUUUUGCUUAGGUUGAGGAGGAGAUCGAAACCCUCCGUCUUGUCCUAAACGCCAAAGUUCAGCGGGCGGCCGAACUGCGUCGGAGACUUGGGAUGUAUGAUUUCGGUGUGGCCAAGGAUGAUAUUCGACGAACAGUCGAAACCGUAAAGAACUCCCAGGCGUAAGUUCCUCGUUCUGCAUGUUUUUCUUCUUCUCUUCCUCCCGCUCCUCCUACCGCUCCUUCCGCUCCCCCUCGUUCCUCCUCCUCCUCCUCCUCCUCCUCCUCCUCCUCAUCAUCAUCAUCAUCAUCAUCAUCAUCAUCAUCAUCAUAUUCUUCUUCUUCUUCUUCUUCUUGCUCUUCUUCCUCACACUAUUCUCAUUUGUCAUUCUAAAAUGGUAAUUCUUUGUUGAGAGAGAGGGCGAGAGAGCUGUUCUCAUCUUCUUCAGCUGUAAUCAAAAGUUCCUAGAAUUUUCUCUUUACCCAUUUAGUUACCAGAAGACCACAAAUGCCGUGAAGACUGCUGCCUCAAAGACCUCCGAGGUGGUUUCAAAACAAUGGACGAACGUCCGGUUUGUUUUUGAAGAGUUCCUUUUAUAUGCUUUUGGAUAGAGCAAUGGGAUGUUUUAAUCCUCACUAGCAAAAUUCACAAAUCCACCUGUGUCUCGACCGUGCCACCUCGGUGCUUUGUUUGCGCCCCACCCUCAUUUUCGUCCAGAAAUAACCCCGCCGAUGUUAUACGUUCCUCAACAGUUGUCUGUCACACUGUGGGAUUCGUUUAUUUUGAGACCUCCCCACCUACUUAUUUCAUUAAGGUGGGUGUCCAUUAAUACGACCUUAAGCACCGUCAUGAUUUCAGGCAUUUAAGAGUACAUUUUGCGCCGUUAGUAGUAUUUCAUCCAAGGCGCCUCCUCCGCCUCCGCCCCGGACGCAGAUGACAAUUUGACCGUCGCGAACGACGAUGUCCACCGUGUGCCCCCCAACAUGCUGGGGGCAGGGUCGGUGACUUGCGCGUGAGUUGGACUUGCACUGCAUCUACCGCACUCUCUCGCUCCUCACCCACCUCGACUCGAUGUCAAAGGAGGGUCAAGAAGACCGGAAACAGGAUUGGGCGCAGGUAGCUGACUGAGUUCAACAACCACCCGUCUACGCGUGCCACGCGCGCAACAGGAAGGGGGGUGGCUUGAAUCCUAACAGGAUGGGUGUCCCAUAGAGGCUAAGCUAGGAAGAAGGCGUUGCAGCUGUAAACUCCGUCCUCCUGAGGUGAGGACUGACAGUUGACAGCCCUCCAUGGCACGGCCUUUAGCACACCGUGGUAGUUUAAAAGCGCGUCGGAUUGUACAUAGCAGGGAAUAGACGCUGAGAGGGUCGACUUUUGCUCUCUCUUCCUUCUCAUGGACGCCAAACGCCGAUAGGGCGGUGUUCACAACCUUCUUCUAUCAUCGUUGACGAGGAGCACUGGUUCCAUCCAAAAGUUACUGGCAUUUCACAAGUCUUACUUUAAAUACCUUUGAUUAGGAGGCAAGAUCUCAUUUUGGAGCUGUACCUGUUAGGGUUAGGGGUUUCGGUAAGGGGUCAGGCUGGGACUGGUCUACUGCAAGUACGGCAGCGAACUGAGAUCCGACCGUUUAGGAGACCAAAGCAGCUGAAGAUAAUUUCCACUUUACCUCUGAUCAAGCUAAGAGCCUAACAGUUGACCAGAGGGGGGCCUAUUAUCAUGGUUCUGAUACUGCUUUGGGGUUUCUGUGUUCUACAUCGUGCCACUCCCUCUCUUCUUGCCGCAGAAGAUUGUAGAACGGUCAGGUGAAGGAGAAAAACCAGAUGCUAGUCAAAUAUGUGAAGGGAAUUCUGUGCGUAACUUCUAGGAAAUAACUGGUGAAGUUUCUUAUGGUGCAGGAAUCCUGUAUUCCGGGUUAAGGUACUUCCUCCCUUCUGGGAUCCAAAUACCUCUAAUGGUUUUUCACAACAGCCGACAUCGUGAAACUAAGGUUUGGUGAAUUGCCCACCUGGGCUUCACCUCAUUACCUAUUCUGGAAACUAGGAGGACUUCAAGAACUUGUGUCUAUCACCAAGACAAGCGAAUCCUCCGAUUUCAUUUUCUUCUAUCAGUCCCUCCUCUCAUACCCAUUUUCUCAUCCCGUUCACCCUCUUUCCUUCCCCUAUUUAUUCGUUAUCAUCACUUUCUCUCUUUUUUGUUUUCUGGCUAUCUAUCACUGCAUUUUUUCUCGGUUUCUAACUCCCUUUCGCUUCUGUUCUGCUCGUUGUACAGUGAGUUACCGAUCUCAUGAGAUGUUAGCCGAAAUUCCGUAAUUCGUUUCCGAUUAGGAAGGAUUACCUAGGCGGGGUUCUAAUACAUAUUAUCUUGCGGCAUAAUCAUAUAAUAUUUCGGCCUUGACAGGAUGUCUGCUUUUGGAUGCCCUUCUUUUCAAUCUCCUGUAGACACCGUACUCGGUAAAAAAUGACUACUUAAGUAGCAUGCAUUUUCCACAUUGAUUUCCUAUGGUCUUAUAAGGUUGAAUAUAUUUUAUAAAAAACAGGAACGAAAAUAUGCUUUCUUUCACUCGUUUGAUAGGGAAUUACGCCGUCUUCAUAUUUUACAUUCGAAGAAGGAGUUUGCAGUUAUGAGCUUUUUUAAAACCGUGCAAUAUCCAUUCAUACAGCAUCGCACCUAUCCGUUUACCAGUGCUCCUCAUGAAAUGUACAACGCAUUCGGCAUUUAUUGCAAAAUUUUAUGGACUCUAAUGAUAUCUUUUUAAAGACAUAAAGAAAUAUAUGAUGUUUCUGACGCAGAAAGCAUGCAUCUUGCAGACUGUGAUCACUAAGCGCUAGUGCAACGACUGAUCGGGCUCGAAAUUAUUCGGGAAUUAGAAAUGGGCGUCUGAUUAAGAAGGAUAACUUAAGUGGAUUUCUAGUAGUGAUAAUCUUGUAGCCUAGUCUUAGAUAUUUCAGUCACACCAGAAUGCGUCGUUUUGAAUGUAUUUACUUUCUGCUGCCUACAAAAUCACACUCGGUAAAAGUGGCUGCCUAAGAAACAUGCGCUUUUCUAUCGAUUUUUGAUGCCCUUAUUAAUCUAAACAUAUUUAGCAGAAAGAAUAUACAAAAUAUUUACUCCUGUACUCGUUUGCUGGAAAACUAGUCUGCUUCGUAUAUGUUAAAGGAAGGACAUAUUUAGGUGUUAAAAGGUCUUUCAGUUCACGGAUACUUGUGAACCCGACCCGCCUUUGCAUUCGCGUUCAGGGUUCUCAGUCUGCAAGCCAUAUACCUUCCAUGUAGGGAAGCUCACACAUUUCUCUACGCUAUUAAGAAAAUAUCAUUUAACGCUCAUAAAAUUGUAAACUGAUGUGCGCUAGGUUGCAUUCUUCAUGGGGAGCAUUAACAGACGGACAGAUACGAUACUAUUUGAAUAGGUCUUUCGCGGUCCUAAAAAUAUCACAAUUACGCACUCUUUAAAACGGAGACACCCUUUUUCUUUUAUAAGACUUAAUCUUUAUGCAAAUUGCUAUAACAUGAGUAGAAUCGAGGAUAUUUUUAGGCAUUUUUAAGAUAAGAUACACUUGGAAUAUAAAGUUGGAAAGUGUAUACCAUUAAAGUAGUCAUUUUUUUACCAUGAGCGGUUGUAGUGGGCGGACGGAGAGAAGCUCAUUUCUCACUCCCUUCUUGUUCGUCUAGUUCAGCGAAUGCGUCAAAACCUAUAAGGCGUUGACCGUAUUGUUGAAAGGCGUUCCUCAAAAUAGACGGGAUUAGAGGAAGGGCAAUUGCACUAUUGAGAACCUUUUUACACACUCUCCAGUAGGUACAUGGUGACUUCUUGGCUUUUUACUGCGAAAUUCGUCUAAACCACAGUGAAGAAGAAGACAUUUAGUUAACUGUGUCAUUUGAAUUUUGGUGGUUGUUCACAUGUAAUCGCGCUUUCUAGAAGUGGCGAAAAAAAGGCCACAGUUCACGUAUCCAGUAUUUAAGAAAUUACGCCCUUUUCCAACUUAAUGCGUUAAGCAUGCAUGCUUUGAAAAAAUAAACUGCCGUUUUGUUUGCUCCGAGCGUCGAGAGUUUUUCUCAACAAAAUUCAUACAUCACUUCUUGUUCUCAUGCGGAGGUCCCUUUGUGGUAACGAAAUAUUUCGAAAUUUGGGUUUCAUUGCAACCUUUGUUAGUGCAAAUAUUUUCAAAAAUUCCCUACGUACAACCCUUUUCAGAACCCGAAUACACUAUUUUUAAAAGUAAAUUUGGAAGGGGGUUCAUAAACUGUCUAGCAGAAGCAAAAUCGUUGGGCAUCCUCUCUUGAGAAUAUUAUGGGGUUCAUGCUCAGAAGACUCUUAUCCCAAAGCCAACAGGCUAGCUUGUGCGUACAUGAACUUUUAUGCUCAACACACAUGCCACCUCGCUAACAUAAUAUUUUUGUGGCAGCACUUGUGAACCCCGACGCCAGACUUAAGAUACUGACUUAGUCUUGGCUUAUUUUCGCAUUUCAGCCAAACUGGCGCAUACAAGACUGUCGAAAACACAGUGGGCUCCUUCUUCAAAACUAUCAAGGUAUCUUCUUUUCGCAUAUACCGAUUCGCUUGACUUGAGACUAGGUAGACUACGUUUUGCAUACGCGUCUUCCUGCUCACUUGCUGAUCCAGCUGGGAUUUCAGCGUUAACGGUCUCCCGAACCAGUGCGGUCACCACCCUUACCCCAUUUGUGUAGACCGGGGGGUCGAACAUCCCCUCUAGGUCCGACAUCCUCACAUCUUCCCUCAUCAUCAUCAUCAUCCUCAUCAUCAUCAUCAUCAUCAUCAUCAUCAUCAUCAUCAUCAUCAUCAUCAUCAUCAUCAUCAUCAUCAUCAUCAUCAUCAUCAUCAUCAUCAUCAUCAUCAUCAUCAUCAUCAUCAUCAUCAUCAUCAUCAUCGUCGUCGUCAUCAUCAUCAUCAUUACUACUACUACUACUACUACUACUACUACUACUACUACUACUACUACUACUACUACUACUACUAAUACUACUACUACUACUACCACCAGGUCAUAUAAACCCACAGACUUCGAAUUAUCCAUCCACUGCGGGUGCAUUACGUCGUGGAGAGACUGUUUUACGGAAAUCGACGGAUUGUUUGUCCUGUUCUCCUUAGGCCAUUCAUAUGUACGACGUGUUUUGAGCGUCAGGGCUACUUUCUGUAUGGUUUUUGCGCUCUCGGCAUUCCGCCAUGACCACCUGUUUAGCCACCUUAUGAUAAGUCUCGAAGUAGCCUCAUAUUUGGCUGUUACAUUAAAACUAAAGAACAGAACCCCUCAGUAGAUUAGUUAAUGGUGGGAACAUUUGACGCACACAGUGAUCGUUUUUGCAAAUUUGAGGACGCCUCUUUCCUAUUUGAUAACAAUCUGACAGAAGUUAUAGUUAAGUCUUCACUGCUCACACAAGCUCUUGUCAUCUUUGGAUUUUCGACCAGAAGCACUGCGUAGUGAAUCCUUGAACUCCGUUGGACCAGAACAUCUUACCACCGCCAACGCUUAUCCAAAAUGGCACGCAUAAACAUCGUCUCUGCUGACUUACCACCCCCCCCUCAGGGCUGUUCCUAUAACUGUUUCGAUAAUCUCGUUCAUGCAACCAGUUCGUUGUGGCACUCCUUGGUCCUUAUAAGUCAUAUAGACAGAGUGACAUUACCGAAGGAGAUAAGGGAGACCGGAACGACCAUUUCUGGCUUAUUAGCCGUCUUCAGCCAACCAUACCUAACCCCGAGGUGUGCGACGCCUGGGGCUCGACCCCACGACCUGUGGGUUAGAAGUCCAACGUCCUAGCCACGGAUCCGUUGUCCUUUCGGUUGCAAUUUGGUGUAUAUAAUGGUAGAGGGGCGCUCGCCGAUCGUGUUACGGGACACACUCGUCCUUUUGUGCCUUGGGGCUCUCUUUCUCGAGUUCCGCAAGCAGCCGCACAGCGGCGCGUAACAUGGGCAGGAUAGCAUUACUGACGUUUCGUCCUUUGAACUCCAGAACAUUCUAACGAAUGAAACAUAUAGAGCAUCGACCUCUCCGCACGACAGUUCGACCGUCGAUUUCGACGAUGUCCACCGUGUGUACCACAGCUGCAGCAGCGAUGGGAUCAGAGACGGUGACUUGCGCAGGGGUUUCUAGUGCCAGUAGACUAGCGCUGCAUCUACCUACACUCUCUCCUCCUCCCCGCCUGAGCCCGGUGUCAAGACAGAGUCAAGAAGACCGGAGAUGAGGGAGGCCGCAGGUGGAUGGUUCGGACGGAUCCUCACCUUGGCGUUCCUCUGUACUCGCCUGAAAGGGCUUUACAGUCGGUCGAGAAUAGGGCCAAUCAAAUGCCUCCCCUUAUUCGCCGGUUAAGAUGAUUAGGUCAUUUAAUGCGCUGACCCAAAGGCGAAAUCGUCCGGGAUGUCAGCCCGCCUGAAGCCUGGAUGACGAGGAUGUCGGGCUGUCCAAAUGAGGUAGUGAGUGGGUGGGGUGAGAGCUGACCUCGAGCGCAUCUCCGGCUGGGCAGUCUUCUGUCCGCCCGGCUAGGACUUCAACCGGGCUGUCUUUACUCGGGAGUCUGCAAUGCGGGACAACCGUUCGUAACGUGUAGAAAGUACGCGAAGUUGGCGGGGUACUUUCUGAUGAACGCCGUUAAUAGUCAGGUUAGGUGACGAUCACUGGCGGACCAGGCACAUAAACACCGUCUGCGCGUGCCACAACACAGCUGGUUUCUCUUCCACGAGCCCAUGCUCCAGUCACCUGUGUUGUGCCUCCGACAAGCAGCGCGUGCGUGCGCCUGGGUUUUGUCCCCCCGCGGUCAAUCCGCGAAGGGCGCAGUGCCGAUUGGCCUCGAGCCCUCGCCACGUUAACGUCAAGUCUCAUGCGGCCCAAGCCAUCUUUUUUUCAGGAAGCGUGAGGCGACAUGUGAAAGCAGCCGCACCGAUGACUGCCACAGGCCAACUAAUCAGAUGUCGGCCUCGACACCCGGAGUUUUCAGCGGGGUCACUAUUGGAAUCCGCGAAUACGACCGGGAACCACAUGGGCGACAGCUGUUCUCUGCAUUUGUUGGAUAACCACCGAUGUGCUGUUGGGACUGUGCACCCAGGAAGUCGACUACCGCGCCUCCUCUCCCCCCUCCUGAUGACAAGUGUCAGACCGACCGAUUAGGUGGCGAAAAUCAGCUUCGGCAUCAGUAGAGUCUGUCUCAUUAUAUGUAUGUACUUCAGUCCUCACUGAAGUACUGUUGGGAUUUGCGCUUCCGGUGUGCAUCUAUGCACACGGUCUGUUUACGGUACUUGAUCGAUUUCACCUGCGGUGUUUGUGUGUGCCACUGUGUACGUGCAUGUAAUCCGUUUUGCAGGUGACAGCGCUCGACGCAAUCUGCGCCUGCGUGGUCAGCGCACUCAUGUGCUGCGGCUGUGAUUUUUUGCUGCGAUAAGUUUUAGCACAUGAUGUUCUUCUGAACUCAGCAUCAACUUUAACGCAUACUGGGGACAUUUCGGUCAAUGCGAUAAUUUCAAAACGCAUGGUCUCCUCCUUCUGAGCCUCUGAGUGUAGGUCAACUUGUAGGUUUCGAAUUCAGUAGACACGUCGGGGGAUUCUGCGCACAGUCGCGCCGCCAUACAUCUAAAACGGGAUGCAAAAGUACAACCCUGCGUCAUUACUUACUUGUGCUUGGUACGGCUGUGAUAAUGCCUGAUCUGGCUGGCCUCGAUGAUAUCUCGCGCGACGAUCCGCGGUAGCAGAUCUGGACGGUUCGACCCAUUCCCCUCGCCAACGACGUAGACCGAAUACCGAAGGUCCAAGAACCACCCUCUUGACGAACUGUGACGAGCAGGGUUUUGAUUUGACCCCCAUCCCCUCGAUGCCUCCAAUGGGGUAACGGUGCCGGAUCGAGGGCAGCAACAAUGAGCUCGUGGGGUGGGCGACGAAGAACAUGCUCGAACCACCUCAGUCUUCUUUCUUGGAUGGCCUGAGUUACCCUUGCGAUGUUGUCGCAACGAGCGCGGACUGCCGCAUUUGAGACAAAGUCAGGGUACCUCACUCAAAGGAUAGUCCUCAAGCAGUGGUGGUCAAAUACCUCCAGUUUUCGCUCGUCCUCCACGCGCACAGCCCAGCAUUCACAACCAUAAAGAAGGACAGACCAGACGGAUGCAUGGUACACGUGAAUCUUAAUGGCGAUGGAGAGGUCACUUCAGAUCCAUAAGCAUUUUCUAGGGCUUAAGAAAACCCGUCGGAUAGCAUAAAUUCGGGAGACAAUGUCAUCCUUACUCUGACAAUUCGGCAGCAGCCUCGUCCCGAGGCAUUUAAAACUGUCUACUUCAAGUUGACAACAAUUAAUCCCGAGAGGUGCCUUCUCCUGGUCAGGGAUGCAGCUUCGAAACACCUUAGCCUUCACAGCGUUUAUGGAUAGGCCAACCGAUUUUGCGACCUCGUUCACCCGUGACAUCAUAAACUGCGUAUCAACAAAACUUGAAGCUAGUAAGGCGAUAUCAUCGGCAUAGUUGAGAGCAGUUAGUCGGUGUCCGGGUGCAAACUCAAAACCGUCAUCUAAGUGUAGGGUCCUCCAAGAAUCCAAUUCAUGGGUUAGUUGAACAGAAUGAACAACAGGAUACAACUUCUGUCGAACGCUACACCGAAUACCGAACGCUUGGGAAAGAUUGUUAUGGACCAGAACUCGCGCAGUGGUGGAGAGGUAAUUGACUUUGAUCAUGGCGAUUAUUUCUACCGGUACAUCAUCUAGCGUCAUUAUUCGGCACAGGGACUCACGAUGGAUGGAAUCCAACGUGGCAGCAGGGUCACCAAAACAGACGACCGUCGGCUGUUGAUAGCUAUGGCGGAAUUCAAGAAGUUCCUGGCCUUGCGUUAACUUUGGUCGACGGUAGUUGUGAGAACACCUCUUUGUUUUGUUUACCGUUUCCAUGAGACAGAAUCGCCCUGAAAAUAUUGUUUAUUUAUAAGGUAUGAUAAAACAGCUAAGCAGUAGCCGACGUAAAACGCGAGGCAGGUGCGAGAAGCCUCAUAGAAGUGAAGAUAGAACGAGGUAACGUUGAUCGGUUCCAGUCCGUGUUGCAGUCUCUGCCUUUUCUCUACCAUUAGUCCAGCUCCUCACCACCAUGAUUUCAUCCCCUUCGCCCGAUCGAAUUCGUGCGAAGGGAGUACAGACAAAUGUUCUACAAGUUAAAUAGGCACUUUAGACUGCAUAUCAUCAGAACCUGAAGCCAGCAAGGCGUAGUCGUAGUCGAGAUCAGUCAGUCGGUGUCAGGGUGCAAACGCAAUAUCCUGCGUGGUAGCGUAUACGCGAUCGAGAGGUCCCCUUCGUGUAGAAAGUCGUGCGAAGGCCUGCUACUCCAGCAUGAUGCAGCGAGAGACAGGGUAGGCGGGCCAAUCAAAAUCCCUUCGACCAGCCCAGGUAUAUGUCCCCUACUUGCUUGGCUCGUCUGACUGCCAUCGGUUCUGUGUAGAGUACUAGUCUGCGGUUAAUCUCGAAUCACUCUUACACUUGAGUUGGCCUGGCGACAUAAUCGAUGCCGAUCCGCCUAGUCCCAAACAAUAUCAAUGCUCAUCUGUAUUGUUUUUUUUUCUGGUAAGACUCGGGAGCAGGAAUCCCUCACUCGUACUUCAGGUGGCCUUGUGCUAAAUUCACGAAGUGUACCUAUUCCCCAUGCUGUCACCUAACCCUAACAAUAAUCCUAGAUAAAACUCUAACCUCAACUCCAAAGUUGAACCUAACCGUAGUCUCCCCUGGAAUUUGGCGCAAGGUCAUCUGUAUUACCGCGGGGAGGGGGUCCUUAUUCCGGCGUCCCAUUGAUUCUCCUACUUUUCAUUCUGCUGUCUUCCCCUUCUUAUCUAGAACAAGAUUACAGACAGCCCAGACUCGUCUAGGAUUCAGGAGUUUCCAGCUGCUACGCCCACUCCAGCCGGCGCCGGUACUGCUGCCGCUGUCACCACUAUUCCCAAACCUCAAAAUGACCUUCCCCACGCCUACUUUAUGGGUGAGGACGGAAAAUUUGUGGCUGGUGAUGGAAGCAAAAAGUAG
This is a messenger RNA of Spirometra erinaceieuropaei, 26464 nucleotides long. The record is from the annotation of a GenBank genome assembly. NCBI's taxonomy places the organism in Eukaryota, Metazoa, Platyhelminthes, Cestoda, Diphyllobothriidea, Diphyllobothriidae.